CCCACCAUGGAGGACUUCAAUAGUGAAACGGACAGCGAUUAUACCAGCUACUGGCGAGACUGGAAUGAGGAGCGCCUGUCAUGCGCUUAUCCCGCUCACCCCGCGGAAUCCGGACUCUGGCCUAGUGUCAGCCUGUUACCGCGACGAUUUUCGAAGGUCUCGGUGUCAAGUACGCAGACUCAACGCGCGGGAUCAUGUCUCGCAGACCAAACGCGCGGGAUCAUGUCUGCGACAUAA
Penicillium crustosum is the source of this 237-nucleotide messenger RNA. RefSeq lists its product as uncharacterized. Bases 7 to 237 code for a protein of 76 amino acids. The transcript has 2 exons. NCBI's taxonomy places the organism in Eukaryota, Fungi, Ascomycota, Eurotiomycetes, Eurotiales, Aspergillaceae. The record is from RefSeq and is a predicted model, not a curated record.